AUGGACUCUCCAUCACCAGAAAACCCUUCGGGGACAAAUUCUCCAAACCCAAGAUCCCCACAAAUAGCUGGAAGCAGACUCAGUCAUAGACCUGGUAGCCAAAGACCAGAUUCGGAUUCAAAUACCAGAAGCACCCCUAUCCCGGAUGAUGAGCAUGGGGCAGAUUUACCAAUGACCAUGUCCGCCUCGGUGGUGCUCAGCAGCCUACCGCGCGAUGCCCAUCGAGCUUUGGCGGAUGCGGAGGCUGUGGAUACAGGAAAAGUGACUGUUCGCUUUCAGCCUCUUCCUUCAGCACCUAUUCUGAAGAACCGGGUUUUCAAGAUCAGUGCGUCGCAAAAAUUUGAAACAGUUGUCAAAUUCCUCAGGAAGAAACUCGACUGCAAAGACACAGAUUCUGUCUUUUGCUACGUUAAUAGCGUCUUUGCUCCAGGGCUAGAUGAAGGUGUCGGAGGUUUAUGGAGAUGUUUCAAGACGGAUGAUCAAUUGAUUGUCUCGUACUCUAUGACACCAGCAUUCGGCUAA
Messenger RNA from Aspergillus udagawae, 522 nucleotides. RefSeq names its product ubiquitin-like protein ATG12. Gene Ontology annotation, cellular component: phagophore assembly site membrane; Atg12-Atg5-Atg16 complex; cytoplasm. The transcript is spliced from 3 exons. Gene Ontology annotation, biological process: C-terminal protein lipidation; autophagy of mitochondrion; nucleophagy. NCBI's taxonomy places the organism in Eukaryota, Fungi, Ascomycota, Eurotiomycetes, Eurotiales, Aspergillaceae. The record is from RefSeq and is a predicted model, not a curated record. Bases 1 to 522 code for a protein of 173 amino acids.